AUGGAUUCCUCACCCAACGUUGUCGACCCUGCGUCGCUGAGUGUUAGGGGCUACACCCAAGGCUACCCGACUCCCCCUCCCAUGUCAGACGACAAAGAAUCUAGCCAACCACCGUCAGACCAACCGUCGAAGAAGAAGCGGAAGGCCUGGGGUCAACCGGUUCCGGAGAUCAAACAGAUUCUUCCUCCACGCAAACGAGCCAAGACAGCCGAGGAGAAGGAGCAGAGGAAGAACGAACGGAUACUCCGAAAUCGAAGAGCUGCAGACAAGUCUCGACAACGUCAAAAAGCGGCCGUCGCUGAACUCGAGGCGAGGCAAGGCCGGAUCGAGAGAGAGAAUGCCUGUCUUCGAGACCUUCUCGCUCGAUAUCAGUCGAGGUUCGGCGUUCAGGAUGACUUCCCGCCUCCAGUCGCCCCCGAACCCGCCUUUAUGGACCUCGAACUAGAUUCACCUCCGUGUGAACAGAAAGCCGAUUCCUUACACACGCCUUUUAGUCCAUCUUCCUACGGCACCCCAGACGUCGAAUCCAACCACCCAACCCUCGUUGCAUCCGACAACACACCCCCUCUCAAACACGAAUCACCCGUCCUCGCACCACAAUUGAACUUGAUCAACGAACACACCGAGAGUGAACAAAUUGACUCGAUGGUGAGCUUCCAGAGCUUCCCAGCGGUCUCCGGCUUGGCACAAUAUCCUGCUGCGAUAUUGUGUGACCUGCAGUGUCAACCGGAGACCUGGGCUAUGAAGCUUCCGGUGGUUCCCUCCAGUCAGCAGUCCAACCUUGGUCUCAGCUACCUCCUCCAGGUGUUCCAGACUUUGACGAUAUUUCACACCUUCUCAACGACAACGCUCUUGCCGAUCUGCAGUCUCUUCCAGAUCUUAGCUCAGCGAUUGUCAAUGACCUCGACGGAGCAGGAUUUCUCCUCCAUCCUGACCAACUUCCCACUAAUUCAUUCUUUGAUUUCGAUGCCUUCGACAUCGACCAGGCCAGCGGUCUUCCGCAUGAAACUUCUGAGCCGACUACUCGCGUGCAGCCCACACAUGGCGCGCCUAUUACUGGCAGCGACAGACCGGGCUUUGCAGCAAGUGGUUAGCGAAGAUGGUUUCGCCGAAGACCCUGACCGUCGAUGGACUUGGUCGAGUCUCAUGACUAUUAAGUGGGUUAUUGUGAGGUUGGAACGAGAGCAUCGGAAGAUCCGACGUCAGGUCUGGGCGAGACGGGAGGGACUUUCAAAUCUCAAGGUUAUGGCGGGCGUUGAUUAUGGUGCAGUGGCCAGGAGCUCACAGCUCUGGCAAGGUCAAGGCACGGGUCCGGUUUCCAAUUGUAUGACUACUAGAGAUGAUGGUUGGGUGCCAGCACAGGAAGUGCACUAA
This is a messenger RNA of Capronia epimyces CBS 606.96, 1374 nucleotides long. RefSeq lists its product as uncharacterized. The transcript has a single exon. The coding region runs from base 1 to 1374 and encodes 457 amino acids. Gene Ontology annotation, biological process: positive regulation of transcription by RNA polymerase II. Gene Ontology annotation, molecular function: DNA-binding transcription factor activity, RNA polymerase II-specific. NCBI's taxonomy places the organism in Eukaryota, Fungi, Ascomycota, Eurotiomycetes, Chaetothyriales, Herpotrichiellaceae. The record is from RefSeq and is a predicted model, not a curated record.